This is a messenger RNA of Cynara cardunculus var. scolymus (artichoke), 576 nucleotides long. RefSeq names its product probable (S)-N-methylcoclaurine 3'-hydroxylase isozyme 2. The coding region runs from base 22 to 561 and encodes 179 amino acids. Gene Ontology annotation, molecular function: oxidoreductase activity, acting on paired donors, with incorporation or reduction of molecular oxygen; monooxygenase activity; heme binding. The transcript has a single exon. NCBI's taxonomy places the organism in Eukaryota, Viridiplantae, Streptophyta, Magnoliopsida, Asterales, Asteraceae. The record is from RefSeq and is a predicted model, not a curated record.
UUCGUGAGACACAAAGAGGUCAUGUCGAAAAUAGUAGAUGAGAUUAAAAGGGAGAUCAACUCGAAUAAAAUCACUGACUCGCAACUAUCUAACUUACCUUAUCUACAAGCGAGUAUCAAAGAAGCCAUGAGAUUACACCCACCSGUGCCUCUUCUUCUUCCACAUAUGGCGGCUGAAACUUGUGAGGUUAUGAAUUACACAAUUCCUAAGAACUCCAAAAUAUUUGUCAAUCUUUGGGCRAUGGGCCGAGACCCUAAAGUUUGGGAUGACCCAUUAUCUUUUAAACCCGAAAGAUUUAUGGACUCGAAAUUGGAUUUGAAAGGUCAAGACUUUGAGUUAUUACCAUUUGGUUCGGGGAGAAGGAUGUGUCCAGGAAUGCCCUCAGGUAUCAAAAGUGUUCAACUUGUAUUGGCAUCUUUGAUUCAUGAGUUCGACUUGAUUCUUCCAAAUGAUGUUGAUCCUAUGAAGCUCAACAUGAAUGACAAAUUCGGGAUUGCUUUGAAAAUGGAGGAACCUUUGAAGCUAAUCUUCAAACAAAAAAGAGAACAUCAAUAUGCUUAAUUCGUAUUGGAUUUC